CGAUCGAGCUUUUGGCGUCGUAAUGGGAUGCAAGAAACAGACAAAGAAAUUUGUAUGAGAGCUAUGCGGGAAAGGUUUCCAGACCAUGACAUUGAGGAGUGCGAACAACAAGGCUAUUGCAGCUUCACAAUCGCGAUUGUUCCUCAGGGCCUACCACAUAUUUCUAGUAAGGGAAGCGAUUUCGCAAAAACCCCAGCUCUCGACUUCACGAAAUGCGGAGACUUUGUCGUUCAGAUCCGACCCGUGCAACACGCGCUCGAACUCGCAAUGACGCAGGCUGCGAAGAGGACGUACUCCACUCUAGCUCCGCGUAUACAAGGCCUAGAUCUGAUUUUGCCGAACCAAUUAUGUGCAUAUAGAAUGGAAAGGCUGUACGGUGCACCGUUCAGUCGGCUUCAGCCUCAUAGCCGUACACUCGACCCCAGCUCAAGGAGUAAGCAGGAGAAUCUUGUAGCUUGCUUUGCCGACUUCAUAGCGCAAGGCUGGCGAGUUGAGACGAAGGCGCCAUCGUUGGACAGGGACAUGAGAGCUGAUUCACCCAUGGACGACAAGACGGCCAUGCUCUUGAAGUGCACAGGCAAAGUUGGCUCGAGUAUCAUCGCCAGGCUUGAGAAGAUCGCUAUAGAGCUACCGGAGCAGGGGUUGAGGGAUAUAGCGAGGGAUAGACUGCAUCAGAUACGAAACUCCACGGACUUUCCGGUCACGUUAAACCAUGGCGAUCUCAUACCGUCCAACAUUCUUAUUGACGAGGAAACUUGGGAGAUCGCAGGCGUCGUUGACUGGGCAGAAGCCGAGUAUCUACCUUUCGGGACUUGUUUAUAUGGACUCGAGCAUCUCCUGGGCUACUUUUCUUCGGCCUCGCAAUACCCAACACCUCCGUCGUACGAUACUUCCACGUCGAGCAUUGCGCCUGAAUUCGUAUACUUCGAUAAUGCGCCGCAACUUCGAGCUUUAUUUUGGACUCGCUUGCUAGAGGCCGUGCCGGAUUUGGUGAGUAGGAGAGCGGACGUCGAGAUGGUUCGGGAUGUCGGUGUGUUGCUGUGGUAUGGAAUAGCUUGGGAUGGUGGUGCAAUCAACCGGGUGGUCAACGAGGUGGAUGAUGCGGAAACGAUAGCAUGUCUUCGUGCGUUUUUGCUUGCGCCAAAGUGCUGCGGCUAGUGAAGCAGGUGACGACGAUAAGGCAAUCCGCAUGAGUUUGUGGGGCUACAUAAAUGUACACCUUGAGGGCCUGUCAGGGCUUGCAUAGAGACAUGGUGUCUCCUUUCGUGGCGUUUGUUUAUCGUUUCAGAGCUGCGCCUUCCCAUUCAACUUCACUGCCACGCGCACCUUCCACUUAAUAUUGUACCUUCCACAUAUACACAGGC
This is a messenger RNA of Cucurbitaria berberidis CBS 394.84, 1364 nucleotides long. RefSeq lists its product as uncharacterized. The record is from RefSeq and is a predicted model, not a curated record. Bases 28 to 1158 code for a protein of 376 amino acids. Lineage: Eukaryota; Fungi; Ascomycota; Dothideomycetes; Pleosporales; Cucurbitariaceae. The transcript is spliced from 2 exons.